AUGCAACAAUGCUCUCCAUCAGUAGCUCCAGUAGUUAAGGGAGAUGUUUUUGGCUCUUUUCAGUGUCCAAAAACAGAGGUUGAAAAGGAGCAAAUGAGAUUGAUACCUUAUGCUUCAGUAGUAGGAAGUUUGAUGUAUGCUCAAGUCUGUACUCGUCCCGAUAUUGCAUAUAUUGCUGGAAUGCUAGGUCGAUAUCAAUCUAAUCCCGGCCUAGAUCAUUGGAAAGCAGCAAAGAAAGUGUUGCGAUAUCUUCAAGGAACGAAAGACUAUAAAUUGACAUAUAGAAGAACUGACAACUUGGAAGUAGUAGGCUAUUCCGAUUCUGACUUUGCUAAAUGCAAAGAUGAUAAGAAAUCGACUUCGGGGUACAUCUUUAUGCUUGCAGGCGGACCAAUUUCAUGGAGGAUUCAUAAGCAACAGUUAACAACAACCUCAACGAUGAUGGCAGAAUAUGUUGCAGUGUACAAUGCAACGUGCCAUGGGAUUUUGUUAAGAAAUCUCAUCACUGGACUCAAAGUCGUUAAGUCCAUAUCACGACCAUUGAAGAUUUACUGUGACAACUCAGCUGCUGUUAGUUUCUCGAACAACAACAGUUCCAGCGGAGCUGGUUUAUACCUCGAUACAAAGUUUUUGUUCGUUCGAGAACGCGUAGAGGAAAAUAAUCUUUGUAUCGAGCACAUAAGCACUAAAGAUAUGCUAGCGGAUCCGAUGACUAAAGGUCUACCACCCAGAACUUUCCAAGAUCUUGUAAUGAGAAUGGGUUUUAGUAAAGACCUUGUAUGA
Helianthus annuus (common sunflower) is the source of this 783-nucleotide messenger RNA. Its product is annotated as secreted RxLR effector protein 161-like. The record is from RefSeq and is a predicted model, not a curated record. The coding region runs from base 1 to 783 and encodes 260 amino acids. The transcript has a single exon. NCBI's taxonomy places the organism in Eukaryota, Viridiplantae, Streptophyta, Magnoliopsida, Asterales, Asteraceae.